AUGUCCGUCACUUGGUUCCCUCCCGCCAAGUUCAUUGGCAGGAAGGUGUCCUUCGACGACCCCUACCGGUGCACCUGGAGGCUGGAGCGCAAGCUGACCGAGAACACGCAUGGCAUCAUCGGCAACGACAACGCUCGGGAAGCGCGCGCGGUGUUUGUCGGGUCGAGAGUCGACAAGCCUACGGGGGAGGAGGCGAUUAUCAAGAUCCGGAUGCAAAUCCCACAAACCAACACCGAAACCCAACCACCCAGUAAGCGCGCCCAACAGGCCAAACACACCAUGCUCCCCUUUGCCAGAGACGAGGUUUCCGCUCUCGAGUCGCUAACAAAACAGGGCUGUACCAGCGCCCCGACGCUGCUGAGCUGGAAGCUGGAGAAACAGGGGCCCCGAAUGUGGGUUCCCGGCGGGCCGAUUGUCUUCAUCCUCAUGGAGAAGCUACCGGGUAUCUGUCCGGGGGAUGGCGUGGUGGACAUCUUCCUUUCGCUGAAGAGGGAGGAGAGGGAUGAACUUAGGGAGGCGUUUAAGAGGGCUUGGCUGGAAUGCGCCUCCUACGGACUUAUCAAUUCCGAUGCCAGUCUCAACAAUCUUAUGUGGGACCGUGAGAAGAAGAAGUGCUACAUUAUCGAUUGGGAGUCGACCUGGGAGACCGAUCCUGCUGCACAGCCGUGCUUCGAUCACGAAUUCCUCCGAUGGGGGUUGUUUGAGGGCGAUGAGGGAGAUCCGGAGUUGUGGGAAUACUAA
Rasamsonia emersonii CBS 393.64 is the source of this 741-nucleotide messenger RNA. RefSeq lists its product as uncharacterized. The transcript has 4 exons. Bases 1 to 741 code for a protein of 246 amino acids. The record is from RefSeq and is a predicted model, not a curated record. NCBI's taxonomy places the organism in Eukaryota, Fungi, Ascomycota, Eurotiomycetes, Eurotiales, Trichocomaceae.